AUGCCUGCGGCGGUCGCGAAACCGUCAAAAAAUCAACUGAGAAGGGCGAAGAAGAAAGCUAAGAAAAUUGAGGAGCAAUCUAAAGGCAGCGGAGAUGUGUCUUCAACGACUCCCUCUGAGGAACCUGUAACUGCACCAACCGCCACCAAGACCGAGAGUAAACCAGACGACUCGAAGCCAAACGAUGAACUCGACUAUGCGUCAACUACGUUUGCGCCCGCCGAAGCGGACAAUGAAUUAUUUCAACUCUACCAGGAUGUGAUGGUGAAAUUUGACCAGAGUGAAACCGAAGACUCUACCACGAAAAAAUCAGAUAAACCCGAAAUGUACUUCGACGUAGACGAUAUCCCGGAUGAAGAAGAGGAAGAUAACGUGGAAGCCAAAAUAUCGAAGAAGAAGCGCAAGCAGAUGAAUAAACUAUCGGUUGCUCAGCUUAAGGCCAUGGUCCGGAAACCCGAGGCGGUGGAGUGGACAGAUGCAGAUGCUUCGGAUCCAAGGCUCUUAGUUCACAUCAAGACUUAUCGCAACGUGGUUCCCGUGCCGGGCCAUUGGUCAUUGAAGCGCGAAUACUUGUCAUCCAAACGAGGAAUCGAAAAGGCUGCGUUCCAACUACCCAAGUUUAUCCAGGAGACAGGCAUUGCAGAGAUGAGAGAUGCGGUUUUAGAGAAACAGGAUCAGCAAACACUAAAACAGAAACAGCGUGAAAGGGUACAGCCUAAGAUGGGAAAACUUGAUAUCGACUAUCAGAAGCUCUACGAGGCAUUUUUCCGAUUUCAGACGAAGCCAGAGCUGACAAGGUACGGUGAGGUUUACUACGAAGGAAAGGAGUUCGAGACCAACUUGAAGCAUCUCCGGCCUGGGGAGCUUAGUGAUGAACUAAAGGAAGCAUUAAAUAUUCCUCCGGGAGCCCCGCCACCUUGGUUGAUAAAUCAACAACGAUUCGGUCCUCCGCCAUCAUAUCCCGCGAUUAAAAUACCCGGCCUCAAUGCCCCGCCACCUCCUGGUGCGAUGUGGGGAUACCACCCAGGAGGAUACGGGAAACCUCCAGUUGACGAGCACAACAGGCCUUUGUAUGGUGGUGAUAUCUUUGGCGUGCUACAGACGCAGCAAAAUGUACAACAAGGUGAGCCGGUUGAGAAAGAUUUGUGGGGAGAGCUUCAACCACCUGAGGAAGAGGAGGAGGAAGAGGAAAGUGAGGAGGAAGACGAGGAGGAAGAGGAUGAAGAGGAUGUCGGUGCAGGGCUACAAACUCCGAGCGGUCUGGAGACCCCAAGCGGAAUGGCUUCCUCUAUUCCCUCCGAGUUUGGCGGAACACAUAGCAUUUCUGGCGAGUUUGAUGUUCGAAAGCACCACAGGGGCACAGAAACCGAAGAAUCACCGCAACCACGAUCUGCCUACCAGGUCAUACCCGAACGUGAGACACAGGUUAAGGGGUUCUUCGGCGGUGACAGAAUUUACGAUCUUAAGGGAACGACAGCCAAUCUCCCAGUCCUUGGAGCUGAGGAUGAGAACCGAAAGCGGAAGAGGCCUGGCGAUGUUGAUGUAGCUGUGGAUCUAGAAGCUUUGGAGGGUCAAAGUCUUGACAAGGAAAGCUUGAAGAACCUUUACGAAUCGCAGAAAAAGCAAGAGGAGAAUCCAAAUUGGUUCCAGGAAGAUCUCAGUGAUAUGAUUGCGAGUGAAAGCCGAAAGAGAUUGAAGAAGGACGAGGAACGGCGAACCAAGCGGUAA
Messenger RNA from Arthroderma uncinatum, 1728 nucleotides. Its product is annotated as splicing factor 3B subunit 2. NCBI's taxonomy places the organism in Eukaryota, Fungi, Ascomycota, Eurotiomycetes, Onygenales, Arthrodermataceae. The record is from RefSeq and is a predicted model, not a curated record. The coding region runs from base 1 to 1728 and encodes 575 amino acids. Gene Ontology annotation, biological process: mRNA splicing, via spliceosome. Gene Ontology annotation, cellular component: U2 snRNP; precatalytic spliceosome; nucleus. The transcript is spliced from 2 exons.